This is a messenger RNA of Histoplasma capsulatum G186AR, 375 nucleotides long. RefSeq lists its product as uncharacterized. The record is from RefSeq and is a predicted model, not a curated record. Bases 1 to 375 code for a protein of 124 amino acids. Lineage: Eukaryota; Fungi; Ascomycota; Eurotiomycetes; Onygenales; Ajellomycetaceae. The transcript has 2 exons.
AUGGCACAGCCACACUUUUCAGACCAUGAUGUGAUGGCCAAUAAGAUGAGCAGUAGCGUCGGAACAUCCUCAGCGCUGCAAACAUGCUUGGAAGCUCUAACCCGCUUGCUUCAUUGCGUGAUCCCAAUUCAAUGGGAUAUUGACGUUCGCAUCAUGGAAGGAUUGAUAAUCCAAAUACCAGUGAGGGGCAAAAGACUAACUUGCGCGCUGCCAUCGACCUUUACCACGAAGGAGUUCUCUCGGGCCCUUAACGUCCAAGUUGGUAAGGUUGUUGACCCCCAAAAUGUUUUCCCCGGGCUCCUGGCAUAUAUGCUUAAUGGUCCUGAUCUUCAGGGGUACUACUUGAAUAUUCGCGCGGCUUCGCCCUGCUCCUAG